This is a messenger RNA of Dichomitus squalens LYAD-421 SS1, 159 nucleotides long. RefSeq lists its product as uncharacterized. The annotation marks the transcript as partial. NCBI's taxonomy places the organism in Eukaryota, Fungi, Basidiomycota, Agaricomycetes, Polyporales, Polyporaceae. The transcript has a single exon. The record is from RefSeq and is a predicted model, not a curated record. Gene Ontology annotation, molecular function: protein dimerization activity.
UGGCCCACGCUAGGUCGGAUGUCUAUAGACAUUCUUCCGAUUGCCGCAGCCUCGGUAGAUAUUGAGUCGCUUUUCUCACGGGCAAAACAGGUGUCUACCGACCGCCGCUCCACCCUCGAUCCAGAGCUUUUCGAGCAGAUCAAAUGCCUGAAGUAUCAC